GUGGCGGCAGCCUCUCUAGGCUCCCAGCCUGUGGAGCAGGGAGGCGACUCAGUGCGACGCAUGACCUCAGCCCUGGCGCGCAUCUCGCAAGUGUUGAGAAGUUUCGUGGAAACUCCAGCGCAAGGACAGGGCACAGGCAUCCUCUUUGACGCCAGCUCGGCCCUCGACGACUUUCUGCUGGCCCGCGCGCUGGAAAUGGCUGAUGGCAAUCCU
Messenger RNA from Symbiodinium necroappetens, 213 nucleotides. The record is from the annotation of a GenBank genome assembly. Lineage: Eukaryota; Dinophyceae; Suessiales; Symbiodiniaceae.